Messenger RNA from Brettanomyces nanus, 1065 nucleotides. RefSeq lists its product as uncharacterized. Gene Ontology annotation, molecular function: 3'(2'),5'-bisphosphate nucleotidase activity. The transcript has a single exon. The coding region runs from base 1 to 1065 and encodes 354 amino acids. NCBI's taxonomy places the organism in Eukaryota, Fungi, Ascomycota, Pichiomycetes, Pichiales, Pichiaceae. The record is from RefSeq and is a predicted model, not a curated record. Gene Ontology annotation, biological process: sulfate assimilation; phosphatidylinositol phosphate biosynthetic process.
AUGAGUGAAAUUCCGUAUUCUAAAGAGACAUAUGUUGCACAAUUGGCUGUUCGUAGAGCCUCAAUUCUUACCAAGAAAAUAGCUGACGAGCACCUCCAAAAGGGUAUCAGCAAGCAAGAUAGAUCACCAGUUACCAUUGGAGAUUUCGGAGCUCAGGCCAUUGUAAUCAACUCAAUUUUAAAGAACUUCCCACAAGAUCAAGUGGUUGGUGAAGAGAACUCCAGUCUAAUCAAAUCUCAGCAUUUGGAAGCAUCUAUUUUGAAGGAGGUUAGCUGGGUCCAGAAGCAGGACUCAAAGUUCAACGAUAUUCUUGGCACCAUUGACAAUGCUGAUCAAUUGUGCAACUCUGUUGACAAGGGAGAUUCAAAAGGAGGUCGUAAGGGAAGAUUUUGGGCACUUGAUCCCAUUGAUGGUACUAAAGGAUUUCUUCGAGGAGAUCAAUACGCUGUGUGCUUGGCCCUAAUUGUUGACGGACAAGUGCAGGUUGGGGUAAUUGGCUGCCCCAAUUUGCCUCAUGAGUUGAGAAAUUCAUCAAGUAAGCGUGGUGGUAUCUAUACUUCCAUCAGGGGUCAUGGCUCUUAUUUCCAAGACUUGGCGGAAGAGGUCAAUAUUUCAUUCAAUUCUUCUAAGCGGAUCCAUUUGCACAAUGAAUUUGACGUUUCGCAGUCCAGAGUGGUUGAGGGAGUCGAAAAGGGACACUCCUCACACGAGUUGCAGGCUCUAAUCAAGCAAAAGCUUGGAAUUUCUCAGCCUUCUGUUAACCUUGACUCCCAAGUCAAGUACUGUGCCGUUGCCAACGGUGAUGCUGAAAUAUACCUAAGAUUACCAAGGAACGUUGAUUACCGAGAAAAGAUUUGGGAUCACGCUUCUGGCUGGCUUUUGGUCAAUGAGGCCGGUGGAAAAGUCACUGACAUGUAUGGAAAUGACUUGGACUUUGGCUAUGGAAGAACAUUGAACAGCCAGGGCGUUAUUGCUUCCACUUCUACUUUACAUCCUAAGAUUAUUGCUGCUAUCAAGGAGAUUGUGGGGGAUAAGGGUGAGGAACUAUAUAAAUACUGUAAGUAG